Abrus precatorius (Indian licorice) is the source of this 2682-nucleotide messenger RNA. Its product is annotated as inorganic pyrophosphatase TTM2. The coding region runs from base 261 to 2252 and encodes 663 amino acids. Gene Ontology annotation, cellular component: cytoplasm. The record is from RefSeq and is a predicted model, not a curated record. Gene Ontology annotation, molecular function: ATP binding; kinase activity. NCBI's taxonomy places the organism in Eukaryota, Viridiplantae, Streptophyta, Magnoliopsida, Fabales, Fabaceae. The transcript has 12 exons.
UUGUUCUGUCUAGAGCGUUUCCUGAUUCUCUAGAAUUCCCACAUCCCAAAAUAUCCCGAAAAAUCACAUUCCUUUGAUUUCGGGGAAAAGGGUUGCAACAAGAAAGAAAUAAUAUUAAUUAAUAUUAACAAAUAUUUAUAUAUACUCAUAUUGCAGAACCGACCUUGAGAUUAUGGCUUCUCUUCCGGGUUGUGAUUGUUUUUAUUGCUGAACUCACUGUAACUGCUCGUUGAGGGACCCUCGAAAUCGGGAGUUGUUCAAUGGCAAAAGAUAAUUCUGAUUCCGAUUCCCACAAUAGACGUCUUGGUCUUUUAAAAGAUCAAGUUAACUUGGUUAAAAGGAGAGACUCUAAUCGCUAUGAGAUUGCUCCAAUCCUUGACCAACUAUCGUUUGAGAAGGGUUUUUUUAUAGUAAUUCGUGCAUGCCAAUUGUUAGCCCAAAAGAAUGAUGGAAUAAUAUUGGUAGGGGUGGCCGGACCUUCAGGGGCAGGGAAGACUGUAUUUACUGAAAAGAUACUCAACUUCAUACCCAGCGUUGCAGUCAUUUCAAUGGAUAAUUACAAUGAUGCUAGUCGAAUUGUUGAUGGAAACUUUGAUGAUCCACGCUUAACAGACUAUGACACAUUGCUCCAGAAUCUACAUGAUUUGAAGGAAGGAAAGCCGGUUGAGGUUCCUAUAUAUGAUUUCAAGUCCAGUUCACGUACAGGAUACAGGACAGUAGAAUCCCCAAGUUCUCGUAUAGUGAUUAUAGAAGGCAUCUAUGCCUUGAGUGAGAAGUUGCGACCUUUACUGGACCUUCGAGUCUCUGUCACGGGAGGAGUUCACCUUGACCUUGUAAAACGAGUUAUACGUGACAUACAGCGUGCUGGUCAAGAACCUGAAGAAAUUAUUCAUCAAAUAUCUGAGACGGUGUAUCCAAUGUAUAAGGCCUUUAUUGAGCCAGAUCUCCAGACAGCACAUAUAAAAAUCAUCAACAAAUUUAAUCCAUUUACUGGAUUCCAGAGCCCUACUUACAUUCUAAAGUCAGCAAGGAAUGUCACAGCGGAUCAAAUUAAAGCUGUUCUCUCUGAGGAUUUUAAGGAAACAACAGAGCAAACUUAUGACAUAUAUCUUCUACCACCUGGUGAAGAUCCAGAAACUUGCCAAUCAUAUUUACGGAUGCGAAAUAAGGAUGGGAAAUAUAGUCUCAUGUUUGAGGAAUGGGUGACAGACAAUCCAUUCGUCAUAUCACCAAGAAUUACUUUUGAGGUCAGUGUGCGCCUUCUGGGUGGACUAAUGGCCUUGGGAUACACAAUAGCUACUAUCCUUAAGAGAAACAGCCAUGUCCUUUCUGAUGAUAGGAUUUGUGUUAAACUAGAUUGGCUUGAGCAACUUAAUCGACAUUAUGUUCAGGUACAAGGAAGAGAUCGCUUAGUUGUACAAUAUAUAGGGCAGCAGCUGGGCCUAGAAGGUUCCUACAUUCCUCGUACCUACAUUGAGCAAAUUCAACUUGAAAAGCUUGUGAAUGAGGUUAUGGCCCUACCAGAUGAUUUGAAGACCAAGCUCAGCUUAGAUGAGGAUUUGGUGUCAAGCCCCAAAGAAGCACUUUCUAGAGCCUCUGCUGACAGAGUUGCCAUGAGAAAUAAACAUCUGAGGAGUGGAAUGUCACAGUCAUAUACCAAUCAUAGGGACAAAAAUCUAGCCAAGGUUACUGGAUAUGUUGCCAACAAUCAUGGUUUUGGUGAUAGGAAUUCAGAUUCCACCACAAUGGCAGUAAAUCAGGGAGCCAUCAGUCAGUUAUCAGACCAAAUUUCUGCUCUCAAUGAUAGAAUGGAUGAGUUUACAAAUCGUAUUGAAGAGCUGAACUCCAAGUUAAUCAUCAAGAAAAAUUCUCCAAGCCAACAAAAUAUGUCACUUCAAGCUGAGGCUUGCAAUGGUUCUGCUCCCACCUCUUACUUCAUCACUAGUUUGGGUAAUGGUUCCCUAACAGGAUCUAAAAUGGCAAAUUCCACAUCAUCAUCACAGUUAGCUAAAGAUUCUCCUUUAAUGGAUGAGCUAUCAGGCAUUGCACGUGGUCAGCGUCAGAUCAUGCAUCAAUUGGACAAUCUCAAUAAUCUUCUGAGGGGAAACUUGGGGGAGAAGUCUCACCAAACAAGAAACAAUAGGAAAACCAUAGAAACAACAUCAGAUUCCACGGGAGCUCGUGCUAUGGUGGUAGUGGCUGUGGGAUGUUUGGGGAUCUUCUUGAUGAAGGGUUUGUUGAACCGAAAGUGAUUCCUCUUGGUGUAGUCAGUGGUUUUACAUUCAACAUAUUUUUGUUCACUCUGACAACCUUAAAGGUGUUGAGGCAUUGACAGCUAAAAGAAAGAUUCAGGAGGCAGUUUUUUAGGGUCAUUUGAGGGAAGGUGAGAGGGUUUAUGCCCACUUGAAAUUUUUUUAACUUGGUGGGCUUACUUUGUUAUCACAAUUUUAUGGCAUUUUCAACCUUAAAUCCACAACAAAGUAGAGUAGAGUCUUUGUUUUUGAAUCUUUAUCAGGUGCUAUACCAUAUGCGUUUCUUUCCUCAUUUUAAUUUAAAUAAGUUGAUAAUAUAGAGUUGAGUUUUGAGGCCAAUUUAGCAACAUCUAUGACAACUAAUUGAGGGGAAGAAAAUGCAAGACUGUAUCACGAUGUUACAACUUAUAUGCAAAUUGAUUCAAAUGUA